This is a messenger RNA of Periconia digitata, 1853 nucleotides long. The record is from the annotation of a GenBank genome assembly. NCBI's taxonomy places the organism in Eukaryota, Fungi, Ascomycota, Dothideomycetes, Pleosporales, Periconiaceae.
AUGUUCCCAACACUGUUCGAGCUUUCAAUACCAAUUAGAAAUAGCAGCUACGAGCUGAAAAAUACGAGGAAACAAAGACUUUUCGUUGCCACCUUCCCUCGCACCAAUUCGCGCAUCAUGCAAGAGAAAGACAUCCCAAGUUCGAAAAGCCACACGACCAAUGGCAUCAAACGACCUAAGCAAGAUGGCACUUCUGAUCAGCCUCAUCCAAAUGAUCGCCCAUUCAGGUUUCCAGAUUCCCCGCCAGAUGGUGGUGUUAAAGCUUGGCUGCAUGUGCUGGGAUCGUUCAUGCUCUACUUCAAUACAUGGGGUAUCAUGAACGCAUUCGGCGUAUACCAAAAUUACUACGAGUCGGGCGAGCUGUUCGAAACCUCAUCUUCCAAUAUAUCGUGGAUCGGAUCCAUCGCAGCCUUCUUAUUGCUCGCUAUGGGUGUUAUCGUGGGACCCAUCUACGAUCGCGGGUAUUUGCGACUUAUCUUGAGCUUCGGAGCGUUUAUGGUGGUGUUCGGCCACAUGAUGCUUAGUCUUUGCCGCGAGUACUGGCAAGUGGUCCUUGCGCAGGGGCUUGUAAUUGGGAUAGGCGCAGGGGUUCUCUUUGUGCCCUGCGUGGCUCUCGUUCCGCAGUAUUUCAGUGCUCGACUUGGUACAGCGCUUGGGAUUGCGGCUUCAGGGUCUGCACUCGGCGGCAUCGUUUACCCUAUCGUGCUCUAUCGACUUCUAGACAAGAUCGGAUUUCCCUGGGCUGUUCGAGUUGUGGGGUUUAUUGCGCUUGCAACCCUGUCGAUUCCCAUUGUCGUUAUGAGAAUGCGUGUCAAGCCGCCCAAGAUCCGGAAGGCCGUCGACGUCUCCAACUUUCUGGACUUUCACUAUUUGGCCUUCGUGCUUGUGUCACUAUUGGCAUACCUGGGAAUCUUCGUCAUCUUUUUCUAUUUGCCUUAUUAUGCCGAGGCGGAUGGAAUCACAGAUCACGCCCUCGCUACAUACUUGGUCCCAGUAUUCAACGCUGCGUCUUUAUUUGGAAGAACGAUUCCAAACAUGUUAGCGGACAAAACUGGACCGAUGAAUUUGCUAUCACCUGCAUCUGUAAUAGCUGGUACGCUGCUGCUGUGUAUGAUGGCAGCUCAUUCGAAAGGCGCUAUCAUCGUUAUUGCUCUGCUUGCAGGGUUCAUGAGCGGCGCUCUCAUCGGGUUGCCACCUCUGUGUCUAGUUGCUCUGACGCAGGAUAAAUCUACACUUGGCACCAGGAUGGGUCAAGGCUUUGCUAUAGCUGGGUUAGGUGUUCUUGCUAGUGGGCCGAUUGCCGGUGCAAUCCUGGGCAGGUCAGGAGAUCUUCAUUGGGCUGGACUGUGGACCUUUGGCGGUGUGUGUACACUGGUAUCAGGCAUUCUUUAUGGUCUUGUCAGAAUUUCAAAGUAUGGAUUUUCACCUAUCAAGGCUUGAUGAUUGGGGACGAGCUGCACGUCUGAUUCAGAUGAAUCGUGCAACUGGGAUAUGUACAGUUAAAUAAUCCGAACCGGCGGGCAAGACUUGCUAGGGAAUUCGUCGCACUCCAGAUGCAUAGAGAACACAACAAUUUUGAAUCGGUGACUAAAGAACAUUCAACCAAGAAGGGGAUCAGAUUCUGUAUUAGCCACUUUAAUGCAGAUCCCUAAUCACAUGAUCUUGACAAUCUCUUUAUCUUCACCCUUUUUAAUCCUUGGAAGUAACAUCGGAGCAAGGCUUUCAGAUGACUAUUGCAUUAACCCUCAUGUUUCUACGUCCGAGUAUAAAACUCGUGUUCCUAUCUUGACAUCUUCUCGUUGCUUUGUGGCCUCCACCGGCCACGCCGUAUUCUUCUUUUGUUUAUUGACGUU